Messenger RNA from Eubalaena glacialis (North Atlantic right whale), 2258 nucleotides. It is a transcript of the gene ANKRD16, whose product is annotated as ankyrin repeat domain 16. The record is from RefSeq and is a predicted model, not a curated record. Bases 28 to 1086 code for a protein of 352 amino acids. NCBI's taxonomy places the organism in Eukaryota, Metazoa, Chordata, Mammalia, Artiodactyla, Balaenidae. The transcript is spliced from 7 exons. Gene Ontology annotation, molecular function: protein binding.
GGCGGGCCGGGAGCGGAGCCUGGGGCCAUGGCAGCGCCCGCGGACCCAAGGCGGCUGUGCCGGCUGGUGCAGGAAGGCCGGCUGUGUGCCCUGCGGGAGGAGCUGCGGGCUGCGGGGCGCGCCGGCUGCGCGGGGCUGGCCAGGGACACCCUCUUGCAUUGCGCCGCGCGCCACGGCCGCCGGGAAAUCCUGGCCUAUCUGGUCGAGGCCUGGGACCUGGACAUCGAGGCCGCCAACCGAGACUACAAGCGGCCUCUGCACGAGGCUGCCUCCAUGGGCCACCGGGACUGCGUGCGGUACCUGCUGGGCCGAGGGGCCGCGGUCGACUGCCUGAAGAAGGCCGACUGGACUCCUCUGAUGAUGGCUUGCACAAGGAGGAAUCUUGAGGUGGUCCAGGACCUCGUGGAGCAUGGCGCCAAUCCACUCCUGAAGAACAAAGACGGCUGGAACAGUUUCCACAUUGCCAGCCGAGAAGGCGACCCUCUGAUCCUCCAGUACCUGCUCGCUGUUUGCCCAGCUGCCUGGAAGACAGAGAGCAAGAUUGGGAGAACCCCGCUGCACACGGCAGCAAUGCAUGGCUGUUCAGAGGCAGUAGAGAUGCUUCUUCAGAGGUGCCAGUAUGAACCGGACUGCAGAGACAAGUGUGGCCUCACACCCUUCAUGGACGCCAUUCAGUGUGGACACAUCGACGUAGCCAGGCUGCUCCUCGAAAAACACAAGGCUUGCGUUUCUGCUGAGGACUCCCUGGGGGCCCAGGCCAUCCACCGGGCAGCAGUCACUGGGCAGAAUGAGGCCAUCCAAUUCCUGGUCUCUGAGCUUGGCAUCAACGUAGAUGUGAGAGCAGCCUCCACCCACCUCACAGCACUUCACUACGCAGCUAAGGAAGGACACGUAAGCACAAUCCAGACACUGUUAUCCUUGGGUGCCGACAUCAACGCCAAGGACGAAAGAAAUCGAUCAGUGACUGCACACAGGUGUGUUCCCACCCGAGCUGUGCCUCUGCCUUACACACUCGCCGUGAUGAUGGUCUGUCGGUUUAUGCUUGGUUCUCCAGUACACGGCUCUCCAUUGAAAAUGCCCCUGUAGCGUGGACAGGGCUGCUGGAUGCUGCUGCCAAAGCUACUCGAGAGCCAGAGAGGGCAGUGAUGAUAGUAACGUUCAUUGUGGCAAAGAUAGUGGUGAUGAUAUAAUUACAACCUAUUACUGCAGUAGUAAUAUAUUGAGAAUGCUAAUGACAGUGGUGGUGAUCAUUAGUAUUAUUCCCUCACUUCCUAAUUAUAGGUACUUUUCUCACUUCCUUUGGGUCUUUACUUAAAAGUGGGGCCCUUCCUUGGCCACCAGAUCUAGAAUUUCGUUCCCUCCUUCAACAUUUUAUAUCUUCUUCCCUUAGUUCAUGUUUUCUCCAUAGCAUUUACCACUGUGGAAUAUACCAUCUGUCUUGAGUUAUUUAUUUUCUCUGUUGUCUGUCUCCCCCACGAGAAUGUAAGCUCCUUGGCCAGGGUUUUUGUGUCUCUUGCUCACUCACUAUAUCUACAGGGCCCAGAACAAUGCCUGGCACAUGGUAAGGGUGUAGAUCAUGAGAUAGCCAACGAGUGAACGAUAACUUCUGUUUCUUGAGCACUUACUGUGUCCUGGAUGCUGUGCUGAGUGCCUUUCCUGGCCAGUCUCAUUCCAUCCCUGGCUCUUACAAGGGGCAGCCCCUCCUGAUUAUCCUCCAUCUCAAGCAUCCUUUCUCAUCCCGACCUCCUUAGAGAAGAGCCUGUGCUUGGUUCCCGGUUCAUGGGCACUGCCGGCCCCUGCCGCCCGGCUUCCUCACUGCUGCUCCUAGGUCACCGGGACCCAGUUGCCAAAUCAAGUAACGUGCCUUUAGCCCUCACGUUACUGAUCCUUUCAGGUCAAUUAUCAAUCACUCCCACCUUCCGGAAGCUCGUUUCUUGUCACCUCCAACAACACGCUUCUGGGUUUUCCUUUCUGACCUUCCUUUUCCGUCUCUGUCGUGAGCGCCUCUGUCACGGCCUAUCCCAUACAUGCUUCUGUCCCCGCUCAGCACUGUCCCUGUGCCGAGUGUGCCUCCACCCGCCUCAUCCACUCUCAUCUCACUGCCCCCUGACCGCUGAGUCCCUCCAGCCCUGACCCUCUGCUGCCGGCUGUACGUUUUUGCAUGGACGUCCCAAGGCUGCCCCACACUCAACUCGCUCAAAACCUAGCCUCCCCCUAAAAUGAAAAAUUUAAAAAAAAAAAAACAUUGUAAAUCAACU